CGGGGCCGUGAGGGCUGCGGGCGGAGCGGGCCCGGGGCCUCGUACGGACCGCGAGCGGAGCGGGCCCGGGCUUCGUGUGGGCGGUGGGACCGCCCUCAGCCGGCCCGGGAGCUGCGGUGGGAAGAGCCACACCAGUGACUUUGAGAGGUUGCAGUGGCAGUGAGUGGUGUGGAUUCCUGAGGAGGAGGAGGAGGAGCCAUGGAAGUGGAAGACAGCAGCAGAAGGAGCUGCUUCACUCAGACCUCCUGCCUGGGAGCAGAUUUAGGGGAGGACUCUCAGCUGGAGUACCUCAGUGCUCACGAGGAGUGCGAGGAGGACAGGAGCAACUCCAGCGAGCUUUCUGAGCAGGGAGAGGCUGCAGAGGUGAAGGCCACGCCACUCCUUGGUGACAAAGUGCCACCCCGCAUCACAGCAGGGGCAGAAGAUUCUGGAAAGAUCCAAAGACCCCCCCACAGCGUGGCAGUGGAGCCGGACAUUCCUUCCCUGCCUCCCAGGGAAGAGGCCCAGCUCUGCAAGCACGCAGAGCCCCCGUGCUGCAGCAGCUGUGAAAAACCUGCCGUGUGCACCAGCAGCACUGCAGAGGGUGCUGAAACCCAGCCCCCAGUCCCUGAAACCCUCCCUGGUGCUGGCAGGGAAGCUGCAGGUGGAUCCUGUGGUGGCAGCUCCGGGGCUGGGAGGUCGGAGCGUGCUGGAGCCCUGAAGAGCGUUCCCGGUGUGGCUGUGGAUGCUGGCUCUGAUCCCAGAGCUGCCCUCCCAGCGAGCAGAGGCAGCAGUGCCCAGGGCUGUGUCUGCUCCAGGGCAGGGAGCACUGAGGUAACCACGAUGAGCAGAACUCAGCCCGUGGCUCAAACCUCCGUGGAUGCUGCUUCCAACAUGGAAUGGUCCUUAGGAGCUCUCAGCUCACACGUGCAGCAGGAAUCCAAAGAUCAUCUGUCUGUCUGUGACUGGAUGCCAGGCCCUGACAGGCCAGAACAUCCCAACAAGCAAACUGGGAAUAUUUCUGCAUCCAGCUGCUGUCAGAAUGUCCUGCAGAGAGCCACUGAAGCAGAGCUGCAGCUCCUGGCCAUCCAUUAUGAGAUGUGCUACCAGCACUGCCUGAAGGUGUAUGAGCUGGCUUUGGAGGAGAACACCUGUCUCGGGAGCUGUGAGAAAAAGGCUGAGUUAUAUUCAUCUCUGCUGUUGGUUUUGGAUGAACUGGACAACAAUUACAGCAAUAUCAGAAGGGAAAUAAGCAUGGGCAUACCUUUAAAUGAACUUCCACCACUGUCAGUUGAGCUGAAGUUUUCCCCACUCUCUUCCUUUUACAUCCCCUCCAAGUGUUUAAGAAAGAAUCUUUACUCUGAGCAGGUACCUGAUAGAACACGUUCAGGAACCCCAUCCAGUGACUUUCUUGAUCUUUCAGGUGAAGGGAAAGCUGACUUUGAAGAACCAAAACAGCGAGAAAAGGGGAUUUCUGUCAAUAUGGACACCUCACAGACUGCUGGUGAUCAGCCAGGUGACUCUGCUUCCCCUGAGGUGUGGGAAGAGCAACUUAAAGAUCAGGCUCUGGAACGUGGCUGUGUAAAAAAUGAGGAAGGAAGUGAGUAUUGGUUUGAUGCUAAGGAAGACUUGUCAGUGGCAGAUAUUUCAGUAAUGUGCAAAGAAAUGAAAAAGCAACAAGGAAAACAAGACUCGAUUGACUCAAGAGAAGUGAAGAUAGUGGGGAGUGGGAAGGAACAUUCUUCUGUUCCUGUAGGUGGCCCAAAGCCCUCAGUGCCUGAGGAUCCUGGGGAAAAUUCCCUGCAGAAAACUUCCUCUGUGAACCCAUCUGGUGUCUUUGUUUCUCCUUAUGCACUGAACUUGAGCAGCUUUACCAAGUUAAUAAAGAGACUUCAGGAAAAGCAUCCAGGGUUUAGCAGAAAUGAAAUUGUGGGGGCUGUGCAGGAGGUGAGGAAAAUGAACAAAGGUGUCCUGAGUGGCUUGGCCAUCAGUUCCAUCGAGGAGAGGGCCUCUGACAUUCUGAGGAAGUGUUCUCAGCAGGAGAAGCACUGAAAAAGGCCCAGAGUUGUGAGAACUCCCUGUAUUUUGGAUUCCACCAGCCGGACUGCUUUGCUGACGAGCUGUGCGGAGGGCACUGUCACCCGUGCUCGGUGCACAGCUGACACCUAACGGCCAGGCUUGGUGUAGGCUCUCUUCCAGAAAUCCCAGCCCUGGCUCUGUUCGGGAUCCAGACAUUGACGAUUUCUGUCUGAAACCUGACACAAUCGGGCUGUGUUUUGUGGUUUCCUCACUCCGAUCCCUUUGCACGGUGGUGUGGCGCUGCAGCAAGCUGAAGGUGCUGAAACCACAGCCCGGAAUUCCAGCGAGGUGUCUCUCCAUCCUUGCUUGGUGCUGUGCUUGCUUUAGGUACCUCUUAGCAGUGCCACUGCCAGGUUUCCUGCAAAAAAGGAAAAUUCUUCAUAUUAAUCUCCUCUCUGACUUUCACAGGACUGCAGAUAGGGGCAGAAACUCAUCCCCAAAACAUUCAAAUCCUAUGAUUGGAAGCAUUUUCAGUCAGUAAGGUUUUAACAGCCUCAAAAUGUGUUGUGCUUUCCUUGUGGAGUGAUUAUUUGGUUUUCCAUUGAUGCAUGGGCUCUGCAGUCCUAAUUGUUCCUAUUACAGUAUUUUUUUCUGUUGUUUUGUGUGGGAGAUGAUGACUUAUAAUAAUUUUUAUUUUCAUCAUGAGGGAGGUGUGAAAUGGCCAAGUCAUUAGUAAAUAAUGGGGAGAAAAAGAAUCCCCAGUUUCCAUAGUGAGGAACAAGUAUGUAAUACCUUUAAGAGAAAGGUGAUUCUGCUCAGAGCUCACCUAUAGUAACUCAGUCUCUGUGUUGUACUUUGUUCUAGACCCUGCUGCGGUUGUUGUUGGAAA
Molecule: messenger RNA, 2887 nt
Organism: Passer montanus (Eurasian tree sparrow)
Lineage: Eukaryota; Metazoa; Chordata; Aves; Passeriformes; Passeridae
Gene: RBM44
Product: RNA binding motif protein 44
Exons: 14
Coding region: 199-2031 (610 amino acids)
Source: RefSeq, a predicted model, not a curated record